AUGGUAGCCAUUGAAGUGGACAUGAAUAAAAAUGGGAAUGACCGUCGCUCAGAGAACGAUGACUAUAGUGGCCGUUACCGAAAGGAGGUGACUAAGAUGAUACUGGUGGUCGUGGCCAUUUUCGCCAUCUGCUGGCUGCCUUACCAGACGUACAACAUUCUUCAGGAGCUCUAUCCCAUCAUCAACCAAUACCGCUACAUCAACGUCAUUUGGUUCUGCUCCCACUGGCUCGCCAUGAGCAAUUCCUGCUACAACCCUUUCAUUUACGCUAUUUACAGCCACUUGGACAACAUGCGGUUUUCCACUGUCACGGUUCUUCGUCUCACCUGUGCGGCAGCGGUUCAGCGCGUCGCUGAGCACUUGCCACAGCCGCCGCCGGUCGGCGACCAUGACGCCGUGCGGCAGCUCGAUGGCUUUUGCCGCGAGCUGUGGAUGUUCGGUCAUAAAGGCGAGCACCUGUGCGCACUGACCCUCGGAAACGUGGAUCAGCCGCUGCUGCUGGUGGCUAGCGGUGCCGUUGCCCUCCACCGUGACUGCGCUCGACUGAGCCAACGGCUUCGAAGCUUGCGCCACAGAACACCUACCAGUUUGGUUGCGCCGUUUGGUGGUGGAGAUACGAGAACACUAACUGCUUGA
Messenger RNA from Rhipicephalus microplus (southern cattle tick), 636 nucleotides. RefSeq names its product tachykinin-like peptides receptor 99D. Gene Ontology annotation, molecular function: neuropeptide Y receptor activity. Lineage: Eukaryota; Metazoa; Arthropoda; Arachnida; Ixodida; Ixodidae. The record is from RefSeq and is a predicted model, not a curated record. Gene Ontology annotation, cellular component: plasma membrane. Gene Ontology annotation, biological process: G protein-coupled receptor signaling pathway.